GUCCCCUUCGGGGUGACAUACGAAAAAAUUGGAACGAUACAGAGAAGAUUAGCAUGGCCCCUGCACAAGGAUGACACGCUUCUCCAGAGUGGUAGACCUACGGGUCUCAAUAUUUAUUUUUGUUUUUCCUUGGUCGUUCUUUCUUCUAGCUCUGCGUCGUCGCUUGUCGUAGUUCCCGUUCGUUCAUGGGUUCAAAAUUCAUACUUGAGGCGGUACCUGUAG
Molecule: messenger RNA, 222 nt
Organism: Stereum hirsutum FP-91666 SS1
Lineage: Eukaryota; Fungi; Basidiomycota; Agaricomycetes; Russulales; Stereaceae
Exons: 1
Source: RefSeq, a predicted model, not a curated record